This is a messenger RNA of Erpetoichthys calabaricus (reedfish), 680 nucleotides long. RefSeq names its product C-reactive protein-like. The transcript has a single exon. Bases 1 to 600 code for a protein of 199 amino acids. Lineage: Eukaryota; Metazoa; Chordata; Cladistia; Polypteriformes; Polypteridae. The record is from RefSeq and is a predicted model, not a curated record.
AUGUCAUUGAUUUUUCCUGAGGAAACUGACAACAGUUAUGUGAUUCUUCAUCCAGCUAUGCCCAUGAGCCUCACAGCCUUCACACUCUGCAUGAGCCUUGCUUCAGAGUUACCCACAAACCGGGAAAUUAUCCUAUUUUCCUAUUAUAACUCAGGAGAUGCACUAAAUCUGUGGGUUGAAAAUGGAAAAUUUAAUUUAUACUUGCUUCAAUCAAGUCCUGUAAGUUUUAGUCUUCCUCAGCUCAGCACAUUCUCAACAAAUCUGUGUGUAACAUGGGAGUCGUCAUCUGGAAUGACUACCUUUUGGGUUAAUGGUAAAAGUAGUGUCAGGAAAGUUAAUAGACAAGGGUACAAGGUUCAGAAUGGGGGAAUUGUAAUUCUGGGUCAAGAUCAGGAUAGUCUGGGGAAUACAUUUGACAUAAAACAAAGCUUUGCUGGGGAAAUAACCAAUGUUCAUCUGUGGGACUAUGUGCUAUCAUCUGAUGAAAUAUGCCUUGUCAGUGAAGGACAUACUGUGCCCAAAGGGAAUGUGAUUGAUUGGAAUUCUGUGGAUUAUGAAGCUAAAGGAAAUGUUUUAAUAAAACCUGUUAACAUCUCUUGAAAGUCAUUUAGUUCUUCUAAAAUGUGGUGAAUAAAUGUUGGCAAUCUAUUCCCAUUUGUGUAAGGUGUCUCUUAUUAACC